AUGGCGGUCGCCUCCGACAGCGGCCGGCCGCCGCACCGAGGCGGCGCCGCUCGGUCGUCGACCGGCUCCACGGUCGCACUCGACGAAGAGACACACGGCGAGUGCCACUCGGAGAGCGCGCUCGAUGCUGGCUGGGACACGCCGCUCUUGACGGCCGAGAACAUUGGCAGGGCGUUCUCGUCCGUCUCGCGAGCGGGCAGCGCGUCGCAGCUGCGCGCCGUGAGCAGCGAGGUCUCAGACUCGCUCUCGCGCAUGAAGAUGCGCAAGCAAGAGAUCGAGAUGGCGUCUCUCGUGCACAAGGUCCAGUCGCAGCUCCGCACGAUGGAGGACAAGCAGAUGAACGAGACGAGCCGCAUCCUCGCCGAGCGCGACCAGCUGCAAAUGGAGCUCCGGCGCGCGUCCCAGAAAAGCGCCGCGCCUCUCUCGAACGACAUGACGCACCUCCGCAGCUCGCUCCAGUCGUUCAUGCAGCAGACGGAGCAGACGCAGUUCCUCAUGAUGGAGCAGCUCAAGAGCAUCGAGGUGAGCAAAGGGUCGCCGCAGCGCCGCCACUCGGUCGACGCCCAAAAGAUUGAAACCUCGGUCAAGGCCGCCAUGUCCGAGUUUGCCGCGCUGCAGCAAAACAUGAUGCAAGCGCUGGCGCCGCCGACCCAGCCGACGUCGCCCGUCCAGCCCAAGCAGCCUGAGAAGCCCGUCGAGAAGCCCGUCGAGAAGCCGCGGUCGCUUCCGCCCGUAAAGGCCGCAUCGUCGGCGUGGAAGACUGCGUUUUUUGCGAUGAUUGGCAUCUGGCUCGUCACGCUCGGUGUUGGCGCCGCCCAGCACUUCUAUGGCCUCGACCUCUACUCGUUUGUCGCUCGAGAGACGCGCGAGAUGCAUGUUCUGGUCGAGACGAUCCAGGAAAUCGACACGAUCCAGGAAAUCGAGACGAUCCAGGAAAUCGAGGCGAUCCAGGAAAUCGAGGCGAUCCAGGAAACCGAGACGAAAGUGCCCGAGACCACCACAAUGGUCAUUGUCGACGACGUGGUCACGGUCCACGUCAACACGGAUGGCGCCGUCGACGCGCCCGUUCCGGAAUUUGCUGCUUCGGUCAACGCCACAGCUUCGACCGGUCACGACGUCAAGGUCGAAGCACCGACAGACGCGGGCGUUGUUGCUGCCACGAGCGGUGUCAACGACACACUCGGCGACGUUCAUAAAGACAGUGACGGCAACGACGACGCAGCUACGUCAACCCAAGUCGACGCACCCGUCGUCGAUGUCAAGGAACAAGUUGUCACAGCGUCCGACGACGUCGUCGUUGAAGCCAAGGAAGUUGUCGUCGAAGGGGAACAACGUGAUGCGGACAUCAAGGAAGACACGGUUGUCGACAUCAAGGGAGACACGGUCGACGAGGUCAAGGGAGACACGGUCGACGAGGUCAAGGACGGUGUUGUCCAUGAGGUCAAGGACAGUGUUGUCCAUGAGGUCAAGCAAGACACGGUCGACGAGGUCAAGCAAGCCGUUGUCGACGUGGCGAUGCUGGACGAUGAAGCGAUCGAGCUUGGCGUGAAAGAAGACACAUCCGAAUCCAAGUCGGUUGAAGCCGAUGAGGUUGUGCGCGUGGAUGCGCGUGACGACGUCAAUGCGACUGCGACCGCCGAGCCCGCGGCAAACGCCUCGGAGCUCGUUCAAGUCGUCGACGUGGUGGCAGCCGUCGUUGAGGUGGUCACGGACGUCUCGAGCGAGAUUGUGGAUGCCCAUGUCGCGGUCAUCGACGCUUCGAAUGCGUCCAUCGCCAUCGUCGAGGCUGAAUCCCAGAGCAACGAGACCGCCAUCGUCGACGCCGCCGAGGACGAAGACGUGGUUGAUGCAGCCGACGAGUCGACUCCCGUCGUUCCAGUUGUUGAUGUCAUCGCUACGCCGGUUGAUUCCAAGUCCGAGAUCGACGACAGCGCACCCGAACCCAACAACACGACUCUGCUCACCGACGACGACCAAGCCACGGACGAGGCGCUUGAAGCCUUAUCCGAAGCAUUGGAUGCGUCCAAGGAAGCACCAGAAGCCGCCAAGGACGAA
Molecule: messenger RNA, 2055 nt
Organism: Saprolegnia parasitica CBS 223.65
Lineage: Eukaryota; Oomycota; Saprolegniomycetes; Saprolegniales; Saprolegniaceae
Exons: 2
Source: RefSeq, a predicted model, not a curated record